CCUUUUUUCGUCGGCUAUGUCAAAAAGAAAUCUCGUUAGAAGAGAUUAAUGGUUUGGAGUUGGAGAUUGUAGAGACUUUGUGCCAGUUGGAGAGGAUUUUUCCGCCGACCUUUUUUGAUAUAAUGGUUCAUUUGCCUAUUCAUUUAGCUAAUGAACUAAGGUUAGGUGGUCCUGUCCAGUUUCGAUGGAUGUAUCCGAUUGAGAGAUACAUGUGCACACUAAAAGGGUAUGUACGUAACAGAAGUCGUCCAGAAGGAUCAAUUGCGGAGGGUUAUUUGGCUGAAGAGUGUUUAACUUUUUGUUCAAGAUAUUUGCAUGAGGGAGUGAAAACAAGAUUCAACAAAGUAUCUCGAAAUAAUGAUGCAGGCACUUCAACCAAAGAUCCUGAUUCAAAUUUGUUCACAAACAAGGGAAGUCCAUUGGGUGGAAAAAAAGGGCAACUAAUUAUUUUGGACGAAAAGUCACUCCUUCAAGCUAAUGCAUAUGUAUUGAACAAUUGCGAUAACGUGGAGCCUUACAUGAGAGAACAUUGUGAGCAACAAAAGCAAGACAAGCGGAAGCGGAAGUGGAACAUCGUUAAAAAUCAGAAUGAAAACUUUAUCGAGUGGUUUACGUGACGUGCCAUGAAGGAUGAUGUUCCCGGUUGGAUACGACAGCUGUCUAAGGGUCCAAAUAAAGUUGCAAAAUCAUUUUCUGCUUAUGUUGUCAACGGGUACAGAUUUCAUACUAAGCGGUGAGAAGUGAUGCGGAAAACGCAAAAUAGUGGUGUCACUGUGGUGGCUGAAACUACAAGCUUUGCGAGUGUUAAGGACAAAAAACCAAUCAAGGCCAAUAUAAGAUAUUAUGGUAGAAUCAUGGAUAUUAUCGAGUUAGACUAUUAUAGCCAAUUUAAAGUUGUGUUAUUUAAGUGUGAGUGGUUUCUGGCUGAGGAAGAUGAUUAUGGGUUGACAUACGUUCAUUUCAACAAAAGAUGUUACCAAGAUGAACCAUUUGUGUUGGCAAGCCAAGCACACCAGUGCUUUUAUGUGAAAGAUCCAUAUAUUCCCCAAAAGCAUUAUGUGAUGAAAACGGUUCCCAGAGACUUGUUUAACAUUGGUGUCCAAUUACAGUUUGACCCUAAUAUAAGAGAGCCACAUGAAUCGGCGAAUAGUCCGAUACCCUUAAGUGAUAUUGGUGAGGUAGACUUGGUUAGACAGGGUGUGCGACCUACUAUUGUUGAUGUGACACCGAACAAGAUCAAACCUAAAGACAAAGAAAUAGUGUCUGAUGAUUUUGAAAGUGAUGCUGAAUUUGAGUAUGAACAAUGAAGGAAAUUUGAAAAGAAAAAGGUUAAGGACCCUGUCACAAAUAGAGUCACAAAGAAGUCCCUUGAAGAUGAGGAGUCCAGUCAAAAAUUCAGGAAAAAUUCAAUUCACAAGUGCUUAUUCCUUGCUAAAACAAUUUUAAAUAAAAAGGGAACAUGUUUUAGCUGCAUGUGGGGCUAAUAGUAGUAAACAUGAGACAAGGAAAAAGGGCAAGAUACCAAAAAAGGUGCUGACAAGAGGUGACGAUGAAGGUCAAAGCAAAAUGGUAACCAAGAAGAUAACAAACAUCAGAGACGGUGAGGAUCAAAUCAAGAUGCCAACAAUGAACUCCAACGAAGAAAAUCAUUUAGUCAAGAUGAAAGCCGUUGAACAUGAGGAUCAAGGUGGGAAGAAGCCGUCUAGGAAGAAGGUGCUAAUGAAGAAAUCAAAGGUGGAGGGUAAUAAAGUCAAGAUAAAUACCAAUGACGCUGAGGGUCAAAGCAAGAAGCCGACCAAUAAGAUGCCGAUGAAGGAAUCGAAUGAAGAAGAUGCCAACAAAGAAGAACAUAAGAUUGAGUCUCUUAUCCCUGCUAUGACUUUAGACGAAUUUUUUGAAAAAUAUGGGAUAUCAUUGGAUGAAAAUGAUGAAAAAUAUGAAUAUGAUUAUGAUGAGCUUAAUCCAACCAUUGGUGAUAGUAGUGACAGUCAACUCGGUACCAAAAAGAAAAAAGUUCGUGGUCCCACCCAACUCAAGCAUAUUCAUGCUUUGGAGACACAAAUAGAGUUAACAUGGUACAAUGGCAAACCCAUAGGCCCAACAAAGACACAGGUUCAAUUGUUUAGUCGGUUCUUGGGGACACUUGCAAGAAACUCUAAUUUGGUCACAUUGUUAUAUACUAAUUGGCAAGCUGUGUCCAUUGAGACUAAAACUUCAAUGUUGGAUUAUGCAAAGUCUAAAUAUAACAUUCCUAGUGAUGCUGAGCCUUGGGUCAUAGAUACCAUCGGAGAGGCAUGGAAGCAAUUUAAGAAACACAUAAAGAAAUAUCACUAUACACCGUACAACUCAUUUAGAGAGAUGAUGAAAAAUCGUCCAAUGACUGUACCUGAACUGCAUUUUCGAAAAUUAGUUCAAUUUUGGAGGCUUGAUAUCAUCAAAGUUAUUUCUGACAAAAAUCGUGAAAAUAGAUCCAAGCAAAAAUGGAAUCAUCGAAUGGGUCCAGUUAGUUUUGAAUUAGUACGCGCUGAAUUGCGUGCAAAGAAGGAGGACAAUGAAGAUCCAUCACAAUCUGAGAUGUUUGUUGUAACUCGUACGAGUAAAAAAGGAGAGACUGAUUCAGGAACACAAGAGACAAUUGAACAUCUUCAAAAUUUGAAAGAAGCAGGAUACAAUGAUGAUGAAGCAGUUCAAACAGUUUUCGGAAAGGAGAGACAUGGAAGAGUUCGUUUCUAUGGUCGAUCAGUCACAAAAUCCUCUCUUAAAAAGGAGAAGGAAAUCUGACAAAUGCAGCAACAACAUAAUGAAGUGGUUUCAACUAUGGAGAAAAAUCAAAAUAACUUAACUUCCAAGUUGGACGGUUUAACAAACUUGAUUAAAACAUUGUUGCAACAAGUCAAUCCUGGUAUGAGUGCAGAACAAGUACAAGUAAUGAUAGAAGCUGCCCAACAAUCUCCGCCUGACGCGAGUAGUGCACCAAUUGAUGUGCGGCGAAGCAUUCCUCCUUCACUUGGAUCGAACCAUGUAUCAAAGGAUAUGGAAGAAGACAUGAUGUGAUGAAGAAAAUAUGUCCCAUACAAAUAUCACAUAGGAUGGGUCUUACAAUGACCUUAGUUAUGUAAAUGUAAUAUUUUGAUGUGUUAUGUACUUUUUGAGGUAUUACAUAUAAUUGAAAAAAUUUAACUCUAUUUGGAUUUGUGUUGUUUAGACUAAAGAUUAAACAUAUCUAUCUUAUAAUGAAACUUUUAUGAUUUAGAUUU
Molecule: messenger RNA, 3257 nt
Organism: Arachis ipaensis
Lineage: Eukaryota; Viridiplantae; Streptophyta; Magnoliopsida; Fabales; Fabaceae
Source: RefSeq, a predicted model, not a curated record